Molecule: messenger RNA, 606 nt
Organism: Phycomyces blakesleeanus NRRL 1555(-)
Lineage: Eukaryota; Fungi; Mucoromycota; Mucoromycetes; Mucorales; Phycomycetaceae
Exons: 5
Coding region: 1-606 (201 amino acids)
Source: RefSeq, a predicted model, not a curated record
AUGCCCAGCUAUUUUCAGCCAAUAGAUAUUUCAAUCAUAUCGGACUUUGAAGAAAUUCAUAAAAUUAUUAAGUCUAAGAAAGCUUCUGCUAUUGACAUAAUAGUAGAGAGAAGUUUUACUAGAAGUGCAAUUCCAGAAGCUGCUGCAACAGAAAUGGCUUUAAAUACUAUGAUAUAUCUUAUUUGGUGUUUCAUCUUGAAUCAUCCACUGAAUAAGAUUGAAGAAGCAACCAAACUGAGUGCAAAGACAAUUGAUACUUUUAUGGCAGAUAUUCAAAAAGCCAUUUGUCAACAUAUUAGUAGUAAUGACACUUUGAUUGGAGGAGAAGGAAUUACUAUUGAAAUUGAUGAAUCUAAAUUUGGAAAACGAAAAACAGCUGACAAUCUUUUGGAUAUUAUCCAACGUCAUAUUCUGCCAGGCUCUAUCAUUCACACUGAUUGCUUUAAAUCAUACAAUCAGUUAGAAACCCUGGGAUCACUGCAAAAGGAGAGUGGAUUUGGUCGAAUUUUAUUUUUUGAAUUUUGGCAAAAUUUGGAAAAAUAUUUCAAACACUAUCGGUUUUCAAUAUAUUUUUUCUUUGAGAUGGGAAUUCGCAAUUUUUUCUGA